AUGGCAUACGACGCUGAAAAUAAUGUCGAACAUAAGGAUGCCACGCCUCGGUCAGGCUCCGCCGAUCACCACGAAAAGGAGGAAGCCCCGAUGGUAGAGGCUCUCGAUGACGAUCCCGUGUACUCCUACAAGGAGCAGCGCAAAAUUAUCGGCCGCGUAGACCGACGCCUCAUCACCGUCGCUGGUAUUAUCUACAUGAACUCGCUCAUGGACCGCUCCAAUCUGCCCAACGCUGGCAUCGCCGGCAUGAACGUCGACCUUGGUAUGGUCACCGGGUUCCGCUAUUCCGCCGUCGCCCUCGUCUUCUUCAUCACAUAUACGUUCCUCCAGCCCCCUGCCACCAUCCUCACCCGCAAGAUCGGUCCCCGACCCUUUCUGUCCGGCAUCUGCUUCGCCUGGGGUGUUGUCAUGGUCGGCUUCGGCUUUGUCCAAGAUUGGGUUGUCCUCAUCCCCCUGCGCCUGCUGCUUGGCCUCUUUGAAGCCGGCUACUUCCCGGGCAUCGUCUACCUCAUUUCGACAUGGUACUCGCGCUACGACAUGCACAAGCGCUACGCCGGUUUCUACUGUCUCGGUCUCGUGGCCUCGGGCUUGGGCGGCAUCCUGGCCUUUGGCGUGCAGCAGAUGGAUGGUCUCGGUGGCCUCGAGGGCUGGCGUUGGAUCUUUAUCAUCUUCGGCCUCAUGACCGUCGCCGCUUCGUUCCUGGGCAUGAUCUUUCUCGUCGACUUCCCCGACGUGGCCAUUGACAAGAACCAUUGGAAGUUCAUUUCGCGAGACGAGAUUGCGUUCAUCAUGCGAAGGAUCGCCAAGGACAGGAACGACGCCUCCUCGGAAAAGUUUAAUUUCCGCCGGUGGGCUGCCGCAGGCAAGGACUGGAAACUCUGGGUCUUUGCGAUGCAGUUUUUCUCUUUGACGACCCAGGCCUAUGCCCUCGCCUUCUUCCUUCCCAUUAUUCUCAACACGAAUAUGGGCUUCUCCGUCGCGCUAUCACAACUGCUCACCGCCCCGCCCUACGCAGGUGCCGGCAUCGUCAUGUUUCUCUGCGCCUGGGUCGGUGAUCGAUACCACAUGCGCGCGCCUCUGCUGCUCUUCACGGCUUCACUUGGUCUGAUUGGUCUUCCCCUGUUGGCCUACGCUGAAGCCGUGGGCGCCCGGUACUUUGGCUGCUUCCUCAUUUGCGCCGCCUCUAACGGCGGAAUACCCACCGUCAUGGCCUACCAGGCAAACAACAUUCGCGGCCAGUGGAAGCGCGCGUUUGCGUCCGCUACGCUCGUGGGCUUUGGCGGCCUGGGCGGCAUUGCAGGCAGUACCGUGUUUAGGUCCCAAGACGCGCCGCAGUAUAUCCCAGGUAUCUGGGUGUGCAUUGGCCUGAAUAUCUUGAUCGUGUGCACGACAGUUAUGAACACAAUCAUCUUCCGCAAGCAGAACGCCAAGGCGGAUCGGGGCGAGGUUGUCUUGGAGGGUGAAGCGAGCUUUAGGUACACCAUUUAA
Molecule: messenger RNA, 1488 nt
Organism: Emericellopsis cladophorae
Lineage: Eukaryota; Fungi; Ascomycota; Sordariomycetes; Hypocreales; Bionectriaceae
Exons: 4
Coding region: 1-1488 (495 amino acids)
Biological process (GO): transmembrane transport
Cellular component (GO): membrane
Molecular function (GO): transmembrane transporter activity
Source: RefSeq, a predicted model, not a curated record